AUGUCAUUGAGUCCGCCAGCAUAUCUCGCUUCCCUGCAGAGCAACAUCAGAGCCCGUCCAAUACCUUGGGACGGCGCCGUGCGUGCGGGAAACCUUACAGAGGACCAACUGAAGAGGAUACGAUCUGUUGACAAGGUCAGGAAAGAGCAGCGGAAACAGACCAUCGAGAAGGAUGUCAACAGCUACAGCAACCUGCUCGUAGGCGGCUCGGAUGGUGGCAGCGUUCUCGACAAAGCCUCGAAACGAAGUGAUAUCAUCCAGUAUAUCCUCGUGCUGGCUACCGACCUCAUCAAUGAUGCCCCAGAGCUCGCAGCAGCCGUUUUAAGGCAUUCAAACCCUUAUAAAUCCUUCUUGUCGUUCCUCAGCCAGGGCAGCGAGUCUCAGGACCCCAUACCCUUGCUUUCCGCUACGUUCCUGGUCAACCUCAUUGCUAUUUCUUUAACGACCUCCUCACAUCCAGCCCCGCGAGACGACGAAGCGCUUCCGCGGCUCUACUCUUACCUUGCGAAACUGGUCAAGAACCAAGACAGCGGUCUACAGGAUAUUGGAGUCCAGCACAUGUCGCAACUGUUGCGAACCACGCAAUCAAAAGAGAUAUUUUGGAAGCAGAGAGCCGAUACGGUCGACCCAUUGUUCGACAUCCUUCGCAAAGCAGCGGGAUCAGCGAAGGACAAUGAUUCUACGCUAUGGAGUGGCAAUGCCAGCAUUCGAAGCAGUGACACCAGAUUCGGCGGCGGUGUCGCCCUGCAGCUAAUGUACCACGUCUUGCUAGUCAUUUGGCAGCUGAGCUUUGAAGGGGAACUGGUGGGCGAAGGGCUCGAACAGGACCAGGAGAUCGUGCCCCUAUACACCCAGCUCCUUCGGAUGUCACCAAAGGAGAAGACCACCCGGCUUCUGUUGGCGACCCUGACGAACCUAUUGUCGACGAAUAAGGAGACUCUCAUCGCCACCGCUACCACGGCCAGACUUCCGGCCCUGCUUUCUAAUUUGAGCGGCCGCCAUCUCACCGACCCAGACCUCCUUGAAGACCUCGAAGCUCUCAAGUCCAUACUGGAAGAAUACACAAAGAACCAGACCACCUUUGACGAGUACGCCGACGAAGUGCAAUCCGGGCAUUUACGCUGGUCGCCACCCCACCGGAACCCAACGUUCUGGCGCGAAAACGCGCGGAGAAUCCUCGAGGACAAGAACGGCGAACUGCCCAAGAAACUCGCCGAAAUCUUGUCAAAGUCCUGGGACAACGACAAGAAAGUGUUAGCAAUCGCGAGUAAUGAUGUGGGCAACCUCGUCAAGCAAGUGCCGGAGCAGAGGACGGCGCUGGAGAAACUAGGCCUGAAGGCGAGGUUGUUGGAGUUGAUGGGCGAUAGUGACGAGAGUGUCCGGUGGGAGAGUUUGAAGGCCAUAGGCGAGUGGAUGAGGUAUACCUUUGAGAAGUAG
Molecule: messenger RNA, 1437 nt
Organism: Cladophialophora yegresii CBS 114405
Lineage: Eukaryota; Fungi; Ascomycota; Eurotiomycetes; Chaetothyriales; Herpotrichiellaceae
Product: V-type H+-transporting ATPase 54 kDa subunit
Exons: 4
Coding region: 1-1437 (478 amino acids)
Biological process (GO): proton transmembrane transport
Cellular component (GO): fungal-type vacuole membrane; vacuolar proton-transporting V-type ATPase, V1 domain
Molecular function (GO): proton-transporting ATPase activity, rotational mechanism
Source: RefSeq, a predicted model, not a curated record